AUGGCCAAACGCGAUUCACGACAAAGACCCACAACGCGUCACAGCUCGUACGAACGUGAUUCUUGGCGUUUCACACAAUGCGUCACAGCUCGUCCCUCCAACUUCCCGUGGCUCAGGAUGAUUCCAACAUGGUACUACACGGCUCGGGGCCAUGAAACUCUACGGGCUUUCGCCACGGUCCUUUGCCAUGUCGCAUCGCGGCUCGGGAGCGUUACGGCUCGAGGGCACUACGGUUCGCGGUCGUGUGGCGGAUGA
Arabis nemorensis is the source of this 255-nucleotide messenger RNA. The record is from the annotation of a GenBank genome assembly. Lineage: Eukaryota; Viridiplantae; Streptophyta; Magnoliopsida; Brassicales; Brassicaceae.